AUGUAUGAUAAUACUUUGGAAUAGUCGACGGCAUAGUUAUGACAGCAAUUUUUUCUUAAAUGAAAUUAUGCUUAAGGUUUUGUUCCUCUCGGAUUGUAAUGUAGCUUUGUUUUCGUUAUUAAACCACACAUGACAUGUUCAUUUAUAUACAAUGUUAUCUCUUUAAAUCACAGUUCAACUUAUAUAUCGAUAAAAUAGAACACUUUUCAAUGUUUUAAUACAAACUAGGUCAACAUAAAUGUUUAUGAAUCUGCGUAUACACCCCAAAUAAAGUCGACUAAAGCGUAUACGUGAGGUCGACCAAAAUGUAAACAUUGAGAUAAGAUAUAGAAUUUUAAAGCUGAUAUUUAUAGACAUACGGUGUUAAGUUUAAAGUGUAUAUAGAAACUGUUCAUUUUUAUUACGAUUUAUGAACGAUUAAACAUUCAACACACCCUUCGUUGUUCCUGUAACAUUAACGAUUCGAUGAAAACACGUAUGGAUAAAAUGGAUAAAGAUAUUGAUUUUUUGAAAAUAGCAAUCACUGAAAUACAACAAUUAGUUCGAAGUUUAGCCAACAUAAAAACUAAACCAAAGAGGAAACAAACCUUGUCGCCAACUAAAGCGGGACCUUCCGCCGUAACGAUAGAUUUGUUAACACAAGUCCACAUGCAAGAGGCAUUGAGGAAAAAUUUCAGCCUGUUUCGGGAUUUAUGUCUGGACGAUGGGCAUAUUUUGGACCGUCUAUUUGAAUGUGAUUGCAUUACUUUUGAUGAUUACCAGGCAAUUCGUUCAAAACAGACCAACCAUGAAAUGAUCCGUGCACUUAUAUUUAAAAUAAGAAACCGGGCACCGUCUAUUAUUAAGUUUCUAAGCGUCAUGAAAGAAGAUCCUGCAAAUGAAGAGUUAUGUAACAAAUUUAACAUAUCAUUAAGUCAGAUAAAAAAAGAAAAUCAAAACAAAGCGAAAUGUGCAAUAUGUGUAUUAAAGGCAACAGUUGAUAUAAGAGAUAUAGUUUAUACACUGUGGAGCGAGAAGAUAAUUAGUGAAGAAACAUUCGAACUUGUGGGUAAUCAAGAUAAUAUGUAUAGUAGUAAACUUACACAAUUGUUUUGGGAGAACGUUACGGAAAGUAUACGUGAAUCAAACGAAAAACUGGAAGAAAUAGUUAUUGCAUCUCUGCAAGAAAAAUACGCGCAUUUAACCCCAGGUCUCAUUGAUAGAAAAGGAAUGUUCUUGUCUUUCGAAUGUUGCUAUUGUCGACACCAGAAUUUUCGUCUCCGCACUAAAGCAUCCGAUGUAUCAGAUUCUUUUACUGACCUCAGCACCACAUCGGAGUAUCCAAACUCUGAAAACGAUUCCGCACAGUCGUCAAUAUUCACAGACUACGAAGAAGAGUACUCAUCCAGAGAGGUCGUAGUUCGGAGGGACCAAACUAUAUCUGCGAAUAUUCGUUUGGAGAAUAGGAAAGAGAAAAUCAAAGAGGCCAAUACACUUUUGAAAAGAGAACGGUUGUCUUCAAUAGUUUCUAUGGCGGAUGAUGAAUUUGUAUUGGAAUCCGAACCUAAUAAUACGACUUCCAACAGACAAACAAAUGACGCUAUCGAGACGGUAGAAGAGAGGCGAAAAGGCAAGAGUGUAAAAGGUUCUCCCAGACAGAGUGUUCAUUUUAACGUCAUUAACAAUAGCAUACGCUCAGAUAUAUGCCGAGUGUGUAAUUUGGAGAUAGGCGAAACUCGAAGGUUAUUUUCAGACACUCCUACACAAACUGACCCGGUCGAUAAUGCAUAUGGCAUGCCAAGUAAAAGACUUAAUCCUGAUGAAUAUAAUCGUGAACAGUAUAAGGGGGAUGCGAAAGUAGUUGCUGGAGCUUUGGCUCUCUCUGACACAUCAAGUGAUGCAGAAUCUAAAGAUAAACGGUAUCAAAAGGACACAAGUCGCGCUCAUAAAACGUUCCUUAAUCCUGCACCAUUAAAGACAACUGUCCGCGUGAACGCUAAAUAUGACAAGCCAGACUCGGCAUCAAACGUUCAGUCAAUAAUUUCAUUAUUUAACAGAACAUGAGUCGGUUUAAAAACAGAAAUGCUCAAUAUCAGUGUAAUACAGACUUGAGGUAAAUACGAGUUUGUCCAAAUUGGAACUGUUCGACCAAGAGAGCAGAGGCAGCUAUAAUUUUGCAUGUGUUUAUUUAAUAAGGAUUUGCAACCUCAUAGUUACUGUUCUUAUUUCGAUAACUUAAGAACUCGGCUGGGAAAUGUUUUUGAAGAAUCUGUUUACCGUGUGUUUUUUUUACUGAGUAUUGUAUUCAUUGCCCGUUUGCAUUAUGUUGAAAACGGAUGGAAGUUAUACCUGCAUCAAAUGUAUAAUUUCAGCGUCAAAUGUAUGUCUGUUACAAAUGCUUGAUGUUAUUAAUAUGGAUUUAUAUUUAUAUAAAUGAAAUACAUAACUAUAAAUAUCAUUUGUUAGCAUUACUUUGUAUUUUUCGGAUAUGUUUAUGUAAGUUUUCAGUAAAAUCAUGGAAUACUUGUAGACUUGGUCCUAUAAAACAUUUUGUCCAAUAAUACUCAGCAUAAAUAAAAAAGAAUAUUAUAAUAUCUGUCCGAAUCCUCUGUUUACGGCACGUGAUAUAAACAACCCGUCAAGUCAAUUAAAAUAAAAACAUUGAUCUAUUAUAUGCACUUGACAUGUGACAGCAUUAUGAGUGGGUAUACAUGUACUUGCAAUAAUUUACUUCGAAUUCGAUGGGGCAUUUUUAUGCACAAAAUAUUCAAUAUCGCCAUGAAUGAAAGUGAUGUUUUAACAUUGUAUUCACUUCGACAAUAGGAACAGUCUUUUUAUAUAUGUAUAUGCAAUACAAUGCGUGUACUUGUUUCGUCAUGUAUUUUCUUCUUUCACUUCCGAAUAAAUAACCUUUAGAAAAA
Molecule: messenger RNA, 2900 nt
Organism: Dreissena polymorpha
Lineage: Eukaryota; Metazoa; Mollusca; Bivalvia; Myida; Dreissenidae
Exons: 3
Coding region: 466-2043 (525 amino acids)
Biological process (GO): regulation of apoptotic process
Source: RefSeq, a predicted model, not a curated record